Messenger RNA from Moneuplotes crassus, 1758 nucleotides. Lineage: Eukaryota; Ciliophora; Spirotrichea; Euplotida; Euplotidae. The record is from the annotation of a GenBank genome assembly.
GAAGUAUCAAAAUGAAGGAAAUUACAAGAGGAAAAUCCUCUCAAGAGGCCACAUCAGGCCUGAAUGAUCAGAAGUCGCUCAAGAAUCAGAGGAAUCAGGAAGGUCCAAGGAGUCUGGAUCGCAAAGACUCAGAGUGAAGGAAAAUAUUACAUAAAUCAACUCCUUCUGAACAAGGAUUUGUACCAGUUCAGGGAAGACUGAGCAAUAGAGUCAGUUUUCACUCGCCAAAUAGAAGUCUUGUGACCCCUUUUGUUGGAAAUCACAAGACUUAUGAGGAAAUGAACUUUGCUGGGACAGAUCAAGACCUGAGAAUCAAGUCCAAAACUGCUGAACUCUCUAAUAAGGAUUCUCAAUGCUUGGAUGAGAAGAAUGGUAAUCCUAUGCAAAACGAUGCUAAGAUGAGCGAGAAUGAGCCUUUGAGCUUGAAUUGAAAAGAAGAAAUCUUGCUGGAUAACUUUGAUAGCGACAGUAGCUCUAUUCAUAGUGAAAAUGCGAUUUCAGUACCAAAAGAAUAUGUCAAAAAUGAUUAUUUAAGUGUCUGAGGGGUAAAUCAAAACUUCUCUCACGCUGAUAAUGAAUAUAUCAAGUUUUUCAACCAUCCUUCAGGAUCAACUUUCAAUUGCCCAAAGCCAGGAUAUGAUUGCUUUAUACAGAAUCCUUAUUCUCCCUUCUACGGACAUUAUCCACACCUCUCUCAGACUCGCCCAAUGGCACAUAAUAUACCUGCGAGAAAGGAUCUCAACAAUACUAUUCAAAAGGAUUCAAGAAUGAUUAUUUCACCUCUUGGCAAAGUCAGUGAAACACAAAAGCCAAGCAGCCCAGUUUUUAAGAAAAGCAAACAGCAAGAAGUAAGCGAAGAGGCUACAAAAGCUCCAUCGAGGAUGAAAGAGACAAAUCCAUCGCAGAAGCAGACUCAAAUAUUGUCAACUCGUUCUAGAAGGGUUCCCUGAAAAUAAGGUGACUGUUGCUGAGUCUGUUCCAGUCUCGAAGACUCCAACUAAGAAGGUGAUCCAGAGGAUGAUAGUAGAAGCUCCAAUGUCUUUCUCAAGCUCCAAGGCUGAUGAAGGAAAGAAAGUUACUGAUAAGUCUAAACAGAGCAUGGAGGAAGAAAAAGGCAAAAAUGACUCACUAUCUUCUCUUCAUACUUAUUCUGAUUACAAAUUGAACAACCGCUCUGUCUUAGAUGACAAGGAAGCAGGUUCGGUUGUCUCUCUCAGCUCGAAGGAGAGUAAGAAGGAGAAAGAAUUUAAUGACUCUGAAUAUUCACCGAGUGAAUUCAAGAAUAGAAGCUUCAUGAAAAGCUCUAGUUCUAAAGAUGUUUCACAAAUGAGAGCAAAAUAUAAGGGAAAAGGCUUCAAGAAGAAUCCAAAUAAGAUCAACUCAGGCAAGACUAUGAAGACUAAAACUCAUAAGAGCAAGGUAGAGGAUUAUAGAGAUUGUAAGAUCUGAGGGAAAGUGUUCUCUCGCCAAGGUCUUGGAGGUCACAUGUCAAGAGCUCAUCCUGGCCAGAGCGAUGAAUACAGACAAAAGAAGCAGACAAGAAAUGGAAGAGAAUCCAAAUUGAGACUACUACGCAAGGCUCAGCGCGUCUAUAGAGUCGUUCAUAAGUGCCCCGAUAUUAAAGGAACUGACAUGAAUAGGACCAAACUGAACAAGAUCAGAGAUCAUAUUAAAAAGUGGAUGCUUGAGCAUGCUGGAAUGGAGUAUGACACUUCUGAAGAAGGAGCACCCUUUUAAUAGUCUCUAAUCAUACAUCAA